GCUGACCGGCGGGAGCGCUGCCAUGAGCGGGGCCCGGCGCCUCGCCCAGGGAGCUCUGUCGUCCGGCGGCGAGCACUCUGCACCGAGUGUCUCUUGUCCCCUGCAGCACGCUGCCAGCUGGUACCUCCCUCCUUUCUGAAGCGUAACUGAGGAGGGGGUGGAAGGCAGAGGAAGUUUGGUGUUCAGUUUUUUUUCUGUAGGCUUUGGAGAGGGAUUCCCUUUGCGUCCCAGCGCGGAGGGCUGUAGGACAGGGUGCGGUGGCGGAGGGGAAAGCGGCACAGCCGGGAGCGGCUGUGCGGAGCCGUGCCCCGCCGCCGCGUACCUGGGGUGCUGGAUGCGAGCUCCGCGCAGCUCCGCCGAGCGUAGCGGUAGCGGCGCGGCAGAUGCAGAUGCGUGCGUGUGUGUAUGCUUAACCCUUUCUUGGCUCCUCGGAUUUGUACCAUGCUGAAGAUCCUCACCAAAAAGCUCAGGAACCAGAGUUUGAACGAAAUUCAACCUUUCCAGCUAAAGAUCUCCUAUCCCCCAAGUGAUGAGGACAGCGAUGACUCUGAGGGAGAGAACCAGGAACUUGCUCAGAUCGACAGAGAGAGAAGACGGAAUUGUACUCUGACUCCUCUGGCCACCAACCAGCUCCAGAACCAGGAAAACCAAUGCUGCAAGGUUCGGGCCCUCUUCCAUGCCAGCCUAGACCGCCACAGCUCGGAAGAGGAGCUGGAGCGCAUCAACCGAGAGUUUGCCGCCGAGAAGCGGAAGUGGUCCCAGGUCAGCCGGCUCACCUGCUGCAGCGAUGGCAACAACGCCUCCUCCAGUGACGAAGAAGUGAAGAACUUGUGCGCCAUGUCCUUCCGGCCCGUGGCAGAGCAGGGUGAUGGCCUCCACGCCAGCCCGAGCCCCGUGCUGUUCAGUGCCUCCCCUCCCAAGAGACUCCAGCCCCUGGUGCGAAGCCCGGCCUCCGGAUCUUUAAUCCUCACAAGUGUUGGGGCAGGCCUUGAGCAGGUCAUGCCUUGUAAGAGACAUCGGCAAGGAUAUGGGGAUAAGGUCAGCAGGCCCAGCCUUGACCUGGAAAAAAUGCAGCAGAAGAUGCUACUCAAGAAGAAUUGUGGAGCGAAGACUAGACACCUUGAAGCCGCUGAGCCCGAUAGCUCCAGUGGAAGAACCGUCAUGUGCCUACUGAAGGAGUUUCUCCAGAAAACCUCAGGAACUAUCAACCAGUGUCCUGCCUGGCAGGGAGAAGGGGAGGGCAAAGCAAACCAGUCAGGUUCACAAACCACAAGAACUGCCACCAAGGCAGUGUCAAACAUGAGGAUGGUGGCAACUGAAGAUAUCCAGGAGGUGUUCAGGGGUUAGUAUAACCUGCAUGGCAGCAGGGAUGAGUGAUCAAGCUGUGAAACCAAAUCCAGUCAGUUUCCCAAGGAUACCUGGGUCUACAGUGCUUUGCUAUAGACCUGGCACUUCUCCCACUCACAAGUGAGCUCAGGACUGGAGAAAGAGGCUAUGCAGAGCUGCUUGCAAAACAAGAAGAUCCCUCUCUGAGAUUGUUACAAUUGCAUUCACAUCAAGCUCUCUUAAGUGGAAAACCCUGGGAUAGGGAAGUGUCUGGAGGAGUAACUGGCACAUUUAGCUGUGCAUUCUAGAUGAUCUGCUGGCAGUUGAUUGAUACUGUUCAAAAAGAGAUUGAAAUGGGAGAGUGAGACAUCCAUAUGUAGAUCUGGGGUUAGAAUAAAAUUCUAGAAUUGGAAGGUCUGUGUUGAGCUAUCCAGGAAAAUGCAGUGCCUACCUUCAGUCCUCUCAGCAUCAUCAAAGAGAGGAACUUGGUGGUGACUUGGUCUCUUCUCUGCUGAGGCAGUGUGUGUUCUGGGACUAUGUAACACUUCUCCAUAGUAUUGUCCCACUAUAUGAUGGUGAAGGUAACUGGUACCACCAAACCCAAACCAAUUUAAUGUCUCCAGCAAGCUUUCCACUCCCCCUUUUUAGGCUAGCUAUUAAAUUCAGGUACACUCUUCUGGUAUCAGUGGGACAAUGUUCCCAGAUGAAGCAAGGAGUGGGGAGAAAGUCGAUUUUGUGGCUGUUGGUGUAAGAAACAGGAGGGGAGUUUGAGUGAAGGUGGGGGACAUUUCUCCACAGACAGUUCUGGGGCUGUUGGGACCAUGCUAGGCCUUGCUACCACUGGUGUUUGGCUGGGAUCUGUCCUUGAGGCAUGUGCGUGUUUUGUGCCAAAGGCAGGAGUUAAUAGAACAAGCUCUUGCCUCUCCUGUUGAGGCAGAGGAGCAAGGCCUUUCCUCUUGCUGCACCUGGUGGACAGAGUAACCUCUUGGUGUAGGCAUUGCCCACUAUGAGCCUGUAUCUGAGUGUCAGGGCAAACAAGUAGUUUGUCCAGAUCAGGAGGAGCAACUGUGAGUAAUACAAAAUAAUUUUUGGGUUUUUAAAUCUGCCUUAGUGUAGAGUCUUUGAUGCUGCUCUUUGGUUGAGACCAGUGGUCAGUCCAGCUGCCAGUAGGAGGCUACCCAGUGAGCUAGUCUGGGCCUUUCACUGAGACCCCUGGGGAAAGUCCAAAGGCUGUAGGCUUGGAGACCUGAAUCCCCCACCCCCUCUCUUCUCCCUAACUCCUGUCAUUCAGGCAGGCAGAGCAGCUGGGCAAGGUGGUGAGGGGAUGUCUGUCCUGAUGCUGCCCCAGCUCUGCCUGCUGUUUGGCUCCAGACUGUGACAGCUGGGCCACCCCCUACACCAGCAUCACCUCCAGGAGGUUACUUGUGUUUACUGGUGAGGGACCUCUGGCAGACCAUCGUGGUUCCCUGCAAGUCUCUAUUUCCAAGAGAGCGCAGUUCCUCUGCUGAUUCCUCCUGCCCUUGUAGAAAUUCUGCUUUAUCUUGUUUUGAUGGCACACCUCAGCUUUUUAACUGCUGCCAGAUCAAGCUGACCAGUGCAGGACAGGAAGCAUUGCUCCUUUGGACCAAAUCCCUGUGCUCAGGAGAUGGGACAGCCAUAGCCUGGUACCCAUCUAAGAGGUACAUUCCUUGUGCAAAUGGCUGGGGUGUCUGCCCCUACAUGGCCUUGCAGCCUCAGGCUUUGCUCAGCAAGGGCUGCCAAGGUGCUGGGGCCCAGAGGUGUGCUCCUGCCAGCUAGCAGGUGGGGCAGGCUGCCUUGCCCCGUGUGGGAGCGGGGAACAGGGAUGUCCUGCGGAUAUUGUUGCCUUUUACUACUUUUGUAACUUUUCUGUCUUUUCUUUUUCAAUCCGAAGGAAAAAAAAAAUUAAAAUCCACAAUGAAAUAAAGUGUAA
Vidua macroura (Pin-tailed whydah) is the source of this 3277-nucleotide messenger RNA. RefSeq lists its product as uncharacterized. The record is from RefSeq and is a predicted model, not a curated record. Bases 406 to 1347 code for a protein of 313 amino acids. NCBI's taxonomy places the organism in Eukaryota, Metazoa, Chordata, Aves, Passeriformes, Viduidae. The transcript has 6 exons.